AUGAACAAAGACAGCUCGGGCAAGAUGAACACCGACAUCGAUAUCAAGGCAGGCAGUAUUUUGGACGAGCCCACGGUCGAGGAGCUCAAAGUGGUGGGUAUGAGACAUGUCGAACUUUGCAAAACCUGGCUGGAGCAGUACGAGCUCGAUUUCGCAAGCACAUAUGCCUCAGUCCUAGCAAGACUGGAGGCCUGUGCCGCCAUUAAGAAGCCGGACCCGGAGGAGAUUGUGUCCCGAGUGAAGUGGCACGCCACGGAGAGUACCAAAGUUGGAGGACCGAGCCGAGAGGAACUGAUCAAGGUCGAAGAGGUGCGGACGCUGAGCUCUCGGACCUCGGACAGGGCCGACACCGUGGUGGACAUACUCGAAGAUGCCAAGCAGUGGUUCGUGAAAAGCAAGGCGACUGCCAGAGCGGUGUCCACAAAAGUGAUGACUAUCACCUGGGCAAUGGCAAGUCUCCACAAGAAUGGCCUGGAUUCCUUGGCAGAGGAAUGUCCCGGCGGCUGGGCCGGUAGAAUGUUGCAUCCAUGGAAUGACUACAUCAAGAGGAGCAAGCUCGAGUGGUCUUUCCAAAACUCCCUGGGCUUGCCGCAAAGGCUCUCUCCCAUGGAAAUGGAGAAAGAAGCAGACGACGAUCAGUAA
Pyricularia pennisetigena is the source of this 642-nucleotide messenger RNA. RefSeq lists its product as uncharacterized. Lineage: Eukaryota; Fungi; Ascomycota; Sordariomycetes; Magnaporthales; Pyriculariaceae. The coding region runs from base 1 to 642 and encodes 213 amino acids. The transcript has a single exon. The record is from RefSeq and is a predicted model, not a curated record.